AUGUUUAUAAUUACAGGAGUUGUGUACGAAAAAGAAACGAGGCUGAAAGAAAUCAUGAGAAUAAUGGGCUUGAAAAACUCAGUCCACUGGAUUGCCACCUUCAUCACAUCUUUCACCAUAUUCUUCGCUUCAUCUCUCAUGCUCGCGAUUAUUUUAAAGUUCGCUGCGGCUGUGGCGGCUAUUGUGUUUUUUGUUACUUAUUUACCAUUUGUGACUUACCAGGCAUUUGCGGCUUCUUUGACCAGUUUAGCUGCCAAACUAUUGAUGAGCUUACUGUCUAAUGUCUGUUUUGGGUUUAUAUGUAUGUAUAUUUUGGGUUACGAGUUGCAAGGUAUCGGUGCAAGACUUAGCCCGUUUAUGAACGACUCUGCCAACUUGGGCUAUUUUGUUAUGAUGUUAUACGUCGAUGCGUUUCUUUACCUCGUACUCGCUUUGUACAUUGAACAAGUAUGUCCUGGUCGUUAUGGCAUCCCAAAAAAGUGUUGUUUUAUCUGUAUGAAGUCGACUUACAAAAAAGGAUCAUUCGAUGAGCAUGAUUCGGAGUUUGACCCCAAGUUCAAAAUUGAGGGAGAGAAUUUUGAAACGGAGCCAGAUGAUCUGCCGAUUGGAGAUAAUCAAGAAAUGUCAAUCAUUGUUAAAUUUGGAUCUAGAAUUUUAAUCGACAUUUUUAUGUUCAGAAUGAACAAACUUCAGCAGUUUACGUGCAUUUUAGCCCAACUGUGGAAAACUUACGGAACUGGGAAGAAAGUAGCCGUAAAAGGACUGAGUUUGAACUUCUACGAGAACCAGAUCACCUCAUUUCUGGGUCACAACGGAGCAGGAAAGACGACAACAAUGUCAAUCAUCACUGGGCUCUUUCCUCCGUCUAGAGGCACUGUGUAUAUCAAUGGGAUGGACGUGAGAAAGGCUCAGAAACAGAUCAGAAGAAGCAUAGGAAUGUGUCCUCAAUACAAUGUGCUGUUCGACAAACUGACAGUGCUGGAACACAUGCAGUUCUACGGCAAGCUAAGGGGGAAGUCGCCUGAAGACAUAGAGCGCAUGGCCAUAGCACUCCUGUUCGACCUCAGUCUGACUCAUAAGGCCAGCGACUACAGCAAGAACUUGUCCGGAGGCAUGAAACGAAAGUUGUCAGUUGCCAUUUCGUUCAUCGGAGACAACAAAACAGUCAUCUUAGACGAACCAACAGCAGGCGUGGAUCCACAUAGCAGAAGGGGCAUCUGGGAACUACUCACAAAGUACAAAGAGGGAAGAACUAUUAUUCUCAGCACUCAUUUCAUGGACGAGGCUGAUGUGUUGGGAGAUAGAAUUGCUAUUAUAUCAGAUGGACAGUUGAUUUGUUCAGGUUCAUCCCUGUUCUUGAGACGUAAAUUUGGCGAUGGAUACCAACUUGUUCUGGCGAGAGACGAUCGAUACGAUGACAGAGACAAGAACAGUAAUGGCUAUCAAUAUUUUGUCACAUCUAAUAGGUCACAGAAACAAGAAGAAAAUCCAUAUGAGUCAGGGAUAAAAUCUGAGGAUAGUUUCAAAAAACUUGAACGAAUACGGAGGAAUCACGAAAAAGCAGCUGAAAAGCUGACAGAAUUUGUCCAGCGUAUUUUUCCUCAAGCGACUUUAACUAAGACCGUCGGAGUUGAAAUAACUUUUACGCUACCUUAUGAAGGUCUCUCAUCAGGAAAAUUUCUUCAGUUACUCGAUGCAUUGGAAGCAAAUAAAAAGCAGUUGGGAAUUACUGACUAUGGAUUAUCAGACACUACGCUUGAGGAUAUUUUCAUUAAGGUAGCGGAUACUCAACCUGCAGAUGGCGAAGUUUUCUAUGAAAAGAAAUGGUUCUAUCAUUGUUUGUGUGGUUGUUUUUGUGGUUGCUGUGCUUGUGGUAAAAAAUUGUGUUUCAAGAAAAUUGAAGCGGAACCCGAACAGGAUACGGUAGUUGUGAAGGAAAGAACAGAUGAGCAAAAAACUGAGGCUCCAAUCACUACACAGCCUAGAUCCUCAAUUGAGGAAAAUCUAGACCCAAAAAGGAAAUCACAAGCUAUACCUGAUGACGAGUCGGGAGUAAGCGUGGGAGCGGGAGGCAAUGUCGCGUUUCGUAAAGCAACCAGACCUCAAGCGGUAACUUUCGCGGAACGAAAUACGCCUAAGUUAACUGGAACUAAGUUGAGAAACCAGCAGUUCGCUGCUCUAUUGGUGAAGAGAUGGCACCAUACUAGAAAAGAUCAGCGAGCUUUUUUCUCACAAAUCAUUUUGCCGGCAAUUUUUAUAAUGUUAGCGAUGUUGUUCGCCAUGCUGAUGCCUAGCAGCAGUGACCAACCAUCUUUAGAACUGCAAGUCUAUAUGUAUGGAGAUGGUCUUUACAUGAUUGUUACUGAUACCAGUAACGGCGAUCCAGUUAUGGGAGAACUGGUAAAAGAGUUGGAGAAACCACCGCAUCAUGGUACCAGAUGUCUGGGUACGUCUGAAAUUGACGGUCGUAAGUGCAUAAAAAGCCCGCAGCCUGAUUUUUCAAAGCCAAAAAUGCCUAAAUUCCUGCAACUCUACGACCCGUAUUCUUGGUGGCCAAGUCCGCAGUGCCACUGCGAAUCUGGGUACCCAGACUGUAUGGCAAUGGCGGGAGGUGCCGUACCUCCUCGAAAAAUUCUGGACACAACUGAGAAGCUACAAAAUAUGACCAGCAGAAAUGUAACUGACUACACCCUGAAAACAAGACUGGACUACAAAAUGAAAAGACUUUAUGGGUACGAAUUUCAAGGCGAAAGACGAGAUUUUGAGGUUGAUUCGGCGAAAAUGUACCGAGCAUCAAAAGCUGUAGAGAAGUUUCUGAAAAAUAAUAAGACUAGUACGCCCAAUGAAUUUGGUUUCAGCUUGUAUAACGUGGUCAAAGACUUGAACUUGAUCUUCAACGAUACAUUAGCCGAGAAAAAUAUUAUGAUUUGGUGGAACAAUAAUGCAAUUCACGGUAUACCUGCAGUGAUGAACGGUUUGAACAACUUGAUUUUACGAAGUGUAAUUCCUGAUGAGAAAGCGAGAAAAGACUAUGGAAUAGUAGCGUACUCUCAUCCUUGGAAAGUAACCUCAGAGCAAGUUUUGGAGAAAUUUGUCGAAGGUUUGAUAAAAGAUGUUAUAGUUGCUUUAUUCGUUAUAUUUGCGUUGGGAUUUAUUCCCGCUAGUUUCGUCCUGUUCCUGAUUGAAGAGCGAGUUAGUAAAUCUAAACAUUUGCAGUAUGUUAGUGGGGUUAACCCUAAUAUUUACUGGUUUAGUACAUUUACCUGGGAUUACUUAAAUUACCUGAUUUCGGUCCUGAUUGUUAUUCUUAUUUUUAUAGCGUUUGAUCAAGAACCAUACAUCGCUGGCAUGCAGUUUCCAUGUUUAUUGUUGUUGUUUCUACUAUACGGUUGGUCGAUCACACCUUUAAUGUACCCAAUAAGUUACCUUUUCAAGGUUCCAAGCACAGCAUAUGUGAUUCUUAUUUUGUUUAAUGGUUUUGUAGGCAUUAUAACAACGGUUACAACUUAUAUGCUGGAACUCUUUCCCGAUAUGGCGGACACAAAUGUAGCUUUGAAGGCAAUUUUUCUUAUUUUCCCACAAUACUGUUUGGGAAGGGGUUUGUUCAACAUGAUAGUAGAAUAUAAAAUUGCGAUAACGGUCAGCGAAAUAGGAGAUUACAACCAAAGAAAUCCAUUGGCCUUUGGAGUUGCCGGUUUGCAUUUGAUGUGUUUGGCAAUUCAGGGUUUCGUUUUCUUUGCGUGCAUUAUUGGAAUUGAACAUCAUUAUGUUGUAAGAAGAGCGUUAGUGUUAAAGAAACGAAAACAAUUGGAACAAAAACUGCGAGCUCGGAGAGGAAGUACUGUAAGGUUCAGUCAAUUAGAUGAUGAAGACGUUUAUGAAAUUAAGCAGAUUGAGUCAGAUGUUAAAACCGAACAACAAAAAGUAUUAGCCGGUCAAUUCAAUAAAGAACCAGUUAUUGUUCGUCAAUUACGCAAAGAAUACAAAUCGGGCAAAGGAAAAUUUCUUGCUGUGAAAAAUUUAACAUUUCACGUCCCGAAAAACUCUUGCUUCGGUUUGUUGGGAAUUAAUGGCGCGGGAAAAACGACAACAUUCACAAUGUUGACAGGAGAUGUUUUGCCUUCGGGGGGUCAAGCGAUAGUAGGCGGCUAUGAUGUAGUUACACAUGUAAAUGAAUCAAGAAAGAAGCUCGGCUUUUGUCCCCAAUUUGACGCUUUGGAUAAUUUUUUGACAGUCAAAGAACACUUAAUGCUCUAUGCUCGUUUGAGAGGAAUUGAAAGAAAGUUUCUGAACUUCGUAACCGAUAGUGUAAUUGAAAAAAUGGGGCUAAUAAAGUACAGUGAGAGACAAGCAGGUACGCUAAGUGGGGGUAACAAGAGAAAGUUGUCGACUGCUAUUGCACUGGUGGGCGACCCCCAGAUCAUUUUCCUCGAUGAACCGACGGCUGGCAUGGACCCAAAAGCGAGAAGGUUCCUCUGGCAAUGCAUACAUGACGCAGUGGUAGAAGGCAGAUCCAUAGUGCUAACAUCUCACUCGAUGGAGGAGUGCGAAGCCCUGUGCACUCGAUUGGCCAUAAUGGUCAACGGUCAAUUUAAAUGUCUAGGCUCAACUCAACAUAUCAAAACGAAAUACGGCAGUGGAUAUGUAGUUACCGUCAAAAUGAAAGUAGGCCUCGGGGAUACAGUCGAACGAUUUUUCCUGCAGAAAUAUCCAGAAUCUGAAGUGAAAGAACGUCUCCCAGGGUUGGUGGUGUUUCAAGUACCGCAAGACCACGCAGUUGUUGCAGAUUUAUUCCGAGUCUUGGAGGCGGGUAAGAAGACAAAAGUGAAGUACGAUAAUAAUAUGGAAUCAGAAAUACUAGUCGAUGAUUACUCAAUUAAUCAAACUAGCUUGGAUCAAGUUUUCAUAAAUUUCGCUGGCGAACAAUCGGAUGAUCCGUUGCGUGAAAUGAAAAGUCAAGCAGCUCUUACAAAAAUCUAUUCACGACGCUUUUCGAAGAAUGCGUUCCAGCGAGCGACGUCGAAGAGCAUUUUGAUUCCGAACCGAGGCUUAGAAGAUGUUUCGGAACGAACGACUGCCGAAAGUGAUUCGGAAAGGCCGGCGAGGUUUUCAAAGUACUCGGGUCAAGUGGAUUCAGAAGACCCGGAACGCAACGAUAACGACGGAACUGUAACGUCGAAUCGACUAAGCACCCGAAGGUCUAAGAACCCGCGUACGAGUUCUAGAAGGCCUGGAGAUACGUCAAUAGAGGAAGAACGGGAACAGAUAACAGACGAUCAAGGCGAUAUAGAUGCAGGUCGGCUCUCCGCGGCCGUAGCUCCGACAGCUGCGAUGUCCGCGGGUAGCAGCGCGGGAACAGCGCGAUAUUCGGAAUCUAGAGAUCGACCACCGAGAAAGAAGACCCAGUCGUUUUAUAGGCCAUUCAUGGCGGCGCCAACAAAUCCAGAAGCAAGAAAGUCGAUGCAAGGGACAACACGAACAACGCAGAGCUUGGAUCUUAAAAGGCAAAUCAGAGACUCCGUUGCAAAAGGUGAUUCUAUAGCUACUGGAUCAGCCCAGAGUGGAGUUUCAGGGGCUGAAGGGGCCGUGAACAGCAGUGGAGAACCGAAGAAGAGGAAGAUACGCAGGAGGAGAACCAAUGCAAUAUAGAUAAUCAGUAUUGACAUUACAAAAGAGAACAUUUGAAAGGAAUCAGUUUUUGAGGAACUGAUUUUCUCAGCUGAAGGAAAUCGAGCUUAAUAUUCAGGCUGAACAUUCGAAAAAAAAUCUAACGAGAAGAACUAUCGGAAUAUAAAGAGGACAAAGUUCACAGUCUGUCAAACAGCAUAUUUAAUCAGCUGCAAGAAACUCGAAAUAAAGUUAAAAACGAUUUCAAUGUUAGUUAGUAAAAAAAACUUGCUAGAAAAGAGUCUUUUGUAAGUAUACUAAAUGAGAUUAGAUGUUUAGUUUUGCCUUUGUAAUUAUGUAAAAUGUUUUUGAAGUUGAGGAUGUUUUGAACAUUACUAGCACAAAAUUGUUAACAACAGCUCGUGUGUACAUUUAAUUUAAAGAGAGCCAUAAAAAUAAAUUUAUGCUUAAAUUAUGUA
Symsagittifera roscoffensis is the source of this 6086-nucleotide messenger RNA. RefSeq names its product phospholipid-transporting ATPase ABCA1-like. The transcript is spliced from 10 exons. Gene Ontology annotation, molecular function: ATP binding; ATP hydrolysis activity; ABC-type transporter activity. The record is from RefSeq and is a predicted model, not a curated record. Gene Ontology annotation, cellular component: intracellular membrane-bounded organelle; membrane. Gene Ontology annotation, biological process: lipid transport; transmembrane transport. Lineage: Eukaryota; Metazoa; Xenacoelomorpha; Acoela; Convolutidae. Bases 1 to 5649 code for a protein of 1882 amino acids.